Messenger RNA from Argiope bruennichi, 892 nucleotides. It is a transcript of the gene eIF3j, whose product is annotated as eukaryotic translation initiation factor 3 subunit J-like. The record is from RefSeq and is a predicted model, not a curated record. Gene Ontology annotation, molecular function: translation initiation factor activity. The coding region runs from base 86 to 799 and encodes 237 amino acids. The transcript has 9 exons. NCBI's taxonomy places the organism in Eukaryota, Metazoa, Arthropoda, Arachnida, Araneae, Araneidae. Gene Ontology annotation, cellular component: eukaryotic translation initiation factor 3 complex; cytoplasm.
UCUAGGCCUCAGCAACGUGCACGUUCAAUAUUUCAGUUAAGUUAGUUGUAACUGCUACAGGUUUUCUAUUUUCAUCUCUGCAAACAUGGCGGACGCCGAUGCUGACUGGGAAAAUGAGGAUUUCGAGCCCGUGUUAAAAAAGCCAGUAAUCUCUGACAAAUGGGAAGGUGAAGACGAAGAUGAUGAUGUAAAGGAUAACUGGGACGAUGAAGAAGAAGAAGGAAAAGAAGAAAAACCUGAACAAAACAUGGUUGCUGUACAGGCUAAGAAAAAGAAAUCUUUAGCUCAAAUAAUAGCAGAAAAAGAAGAGAAAAAGAGAAAAGAAAUGGAGGAGAAAAUGAAACUGUUAGAAGUAAAUAAGAAAGAAUUAACGCCAGAAGAAAGGGUGGCGCACAAACUGAAGCAACAAAAACUCCAAGAAGAGGCUGAUCUACAACUAGCAAAAGAGACAUUUGGUGUAACAACAGACACAGUCACAAGUAUAGACCAAAUGAAUCCUUCUUCAAAAGAAGAUUUCGAUAAUUAUAGGAAACUUCUUGUAGAAAAAAUUACACAGAGUGAGAGCUCACCACAUUUUAUUAUUUUCCUGGAAGAUCUAUGUAGAGACCUAUGUAUAAAUCUUUCCCCAGAUGAUAUAAAGAAAAUAACAAGCGCUCUUAAUGCAUUAGCUAACGAAAAAGUAAAAGCUCAAAAGGCUAAAGCUGGCAAAAAGAAGUCUUCUAAAAAGGCAUCUCUAAAUAUAGGUAGAGAUGACUUUACAAUAGUAGAUUACGCAGAUGAAUUUGAAGACUGCAUUUGAUUCUCUAUUAUCUAUUUAACUGUUAAUAGUAGAGUUAUCUGUCUCUCAAAAAACUGUGCUUGUAAAUUUUCAAUAAAUUUGUAAAAAAUCUGA